AUGCAAGAAAAUGAAGAAUUACCCGCUGAGUUGGUAGACCUUUAUGAGGUUUCAUUUAUUUCACAAACGCUUGAAGAACUUUUAGCUGAAGAGAUGCUUGAAGACAAUGAUUAUGAUAGCGAUGGUGAUAAUACAGAAUUGAGUAAUGAUACAAGUGUUUUUAAUGAAGAACAAAUCGAAUCAAAUAUUAUAGCAUUACUACAAAACAAAGAAAAAACUAGAGGAGGAAAAAAAGGUCAUAGAAGUAAAAAUAGAGAAAAUAAUGCAGGUUCAGAAAGAAAAGCUAAAGUAAUUACACAAUUACCUGUUCCUCCAGAUUUUAAUAAUUUAGAACAUAGUGUGCUAUUUCAUUCAAGUUUUGUUAGAUUGCCAUUAGCAUUACCUGACAAUAAUAUUAAUCCGUAUGGACUAAUUAGAUUAUUUUUUUCACAAUCUAUUCUUAUUAAAAUUUUAACAAACACUAAUGAAUAUGCAAAGUCAAAAAAUGCUGGCAUAGAUGGACAAAUUAUUGAUCAUUAUCCAGAAUGGAGAAUGGACCGUGUAGCAUGUGUUUGGUGCAGAUGGGAAGCAAAAAAUAGUAGUAAUAACCAAAAUGUUAAAAUAAAUAAAAAAAAAUCCGCCGCAAAGCCAGAUUUGGUGUAG
Dentiscutata heterogama is the source of this 642-nucleotide messenger RNA. NCBI's taxonomy places the organism in Eukaryota, Fungi, Glomeromycota, Glomeromycetes, Diversisporales, Gigasporaceae. The record is from the annotation of a GenBank genome assembly.